Messenger RNA from Pseudopodoces humilis (Tibetan ground-tit), 3858 nucleotides. NCBI's taxonomy places the organism in Eukaryota, Metazoa, Chordata, Aves, Passeriformes, Paridae. The record is from RefSeq and is a predicted model, not a curated record.
ACGACCUCUCGCACCAUGUUUUAUGGCCCGUCCUCCACCAUGGCUCCGCCGUCCAAGAACCGGCUGAAGCGCCAGAGCCGGCUCUUCUCCCAGGUCCUGUACCGCACCCUGAGCUACAAGGACCGCGGCUCGGCCUCCGCCUCCCCGGCCGCCGCCGAGGACGACCCGGCCGAGCUCUCCACCCAGCUCUCGGCCCCUGGCAUCCUGAAAAUCUUCGGGGGCAACAUCUGUGCGGGCACCAACUACAAGAGCGUGCUGGUGACGGGCAGCUCUGGCGCGCGGGAGCUGGUGAAGGAGGCCCUGGAGCGCUACGGGCUGAGCCAGCUCAGCGCCGGGCAGUACGCGCUCUGCGAUGUCAUCGGUCGCUUCCAGGGCCCCGAGAAGCAGUGGCAGACAGAGGGGCUGAGGGUCCUGGGUGACCACGAGAAGCCGCUGCUCAUCCAGGACCUCUGGAAGCCCAGGGAGGGCUUCUCGCGCCGGCUGGAGCUGCGCAGGAGGGCGGAGGUGGAGGAGAUGGCGGCCAGGGACGUGGACACCACCACUGCAGGCAUCAACGCCCAAGCGCGGAAGCUGCAGCGGCACCGGGCGCGGGGGGCCCGGCGGGCGGCGGGGGCUGAGCGGCGCGGGCCCCCCCCGGCCCUGCGGCGCAGCCUCAGCGAGACCAGCCUGGGGACCCCGGCACGGCGGGCAGGGAGCGGGGCCGGGGCCGGGGCCCGGCUCCAGAGGCACUGCUCCACCCUGCCCGGCAGCCCGGCGGCGGCGCGGAGCGGCGGCAGCAGCAUGCGGUACUCCCUCUACCAGUCCCCGCACCUCCUGCUCCUGCAGGGCUACAGCCAGCAGCAUGACAGCCUGGUUUACCUCCUGAACCGCGAGCAGCACACGGUGGGCCAGAGGACUCAGGCGAGCAAGCCCAGCAUCAGCCUGUCGGCCCCCGACAUCCUGCCCCUGCACUGCACCAUCAGGAAGCUCCGGCCUUCCCGGCAUCGCUCCGAGGAGAAGCUGGUGCUGGAGCCCAUCGCUGGCGCUGCCAUCUCUGUCAACUUCUCGGAGGUGGCCCGGACGGUGGUGCUGCGGCACGGGGACCUGCUGUCCCUCGGCCUCUACUACCUGCUCCUCUACAAGGACCCCAUGAAGGCGCAGCCGCUGCCGGCGCAGACCCUGCUGAGGCUGCGAGCCCUGCACCCCGAGGGUCCCCACGUGUGCGGGGCGUGUGGCAGCCUGCUGAAGGACAAGGAGGCUGCCAAGAAGAGGGGCCCCUCGCCCGCCGGUGGCCCCAGGACACCCCGCAGGAAGCUGCAGCUGGAGUUCGAGCCGGCGGCCGAGGAUGUGCUCCUGCGGCGCAUCAUGACCCUGAUCGAGCCCGGGGGGGACGACCACAAGCUGACACCCGCUUUCCUGCUCUGCCUCUGCAUCCAGCACUCGGCCACCAACUUUGAGCCAGGAGACUUCGGGCAGCUGCUGCUCAAAGCGGCCAAAAUGAUCCAGAGGACGGUGUGGGAGCGGACGCGGGAGCUGGCUGAAAAGCAGUCUCAGCACCAGGACCCUGCCACCCUGUCCCGCUUCACCAUCACAGACCUUCUCCCAGACCUGCAACACAUCGUCUUCUGGAUGGCCAAUGCCAUUGAGAUCCUCUACUUCGUCCAGCAGAAAUCACCCACCUACAUCCAGAGCAUGGAGGAAGAGCUGGACAUCAAAGGCUCCAAGGAGUCCCUGUUCUCCUCGACCAUCACGGCCAGCGAGGAGGCGAUGACGGUGCUGGAGGAGGUGAUCAUGUACACCUUCCAGCAGUGUGUCUACUACAUCUCCAAGUGUCUGUACGUGUCACUCCCUGCCCUGCUGGAGUGCAACCCCUUCCAGAGCGAGUGCCGGGAGAGCUGGAGGGGGACCCCGCCGCUGCCCGAGGAGCUCCGCAGGGUCGUGCUCAUCUACCAGGCUGUGCUGGAUCUGCUCCACCAGUACGAAGUGCAUGCUGAGAUCACCUCCCAGAUGUUCGCCUACCUCUUCUUCUUCUCCAACACCCUGCUCUUCAACCAGCUCCUGGAAAAGGGCUCCUCUCUUGGCUGCUACCACUGGUCUCAGGGGGUGAAGCUGCGGGCCAGCAUGAGGCUGCUCCUGGAAUGGCUGCGCAGCGCUGGCUUCGAGCAGCUCUCCCAGCAGUUCUUCGCCAAACUCGCCAGCGUGGCCAACCUGCUGGCCAUGCCUGGCUCCCAGCUGGUGCAGAUGACCUGGCCAUCCCUGCGAGCCGAGUUCCCCGCGCUGAGCCCCGCGCAGCUGCACCGGGUGCUGAGCCAGUGCCAGGCAGUGAUGGACAUGGGCUGCAUCUCAGCAUGGCAGCCCAGCGAGGAGGAGAGCCCGGCCACCUUCCAGCCCGAUGAGAUACUGGAGUCCUUCGACAACCACCCACCCAUCAUCCUGCCCAGCGGGGGCUUCAAAGUGGACCUGGAGGUGGAGACGUUGGAUGACAACAUCUACAGACACCUCCUUUACAUCCGCCACUUCCUCUGGAGCCUGCAGAGCAGGAGCCCCCACACCAGCGAGGGGUCAGCCUCAGCACUCCCAAAGAAAGAGGCAUGCACGACGCCGGAGGUGCUGGAGGUGAGCGAGGGCCCGGUGGCCGCCCUGGGGAGCCCCAUUGCCCAGGAGGAUUAUCGCUCCCUGGGCGGCUGUGCCGAGCAGGAGGGGACCCCCCAGCUCUGCCUGACCCCCAGCCCCUGCGAGCCCCCCACCGGCGAGCCCCAGCUCCAGGAGAAGCUCAAGCAGCUGCAGCUGGGCAGGAGCCCCGUCCCCAAGGCCGGCACGGCGCCCACAGACUCCUCGUGCCUGCUGACACCACCCACCACCCCCCUGAACUUCGACUCCGGGAGCCCGGGGUCCCCGCAGGGCACCGGCAAAGGGCCGCAGGACCCCCGGAGGAACGGGAUGAACGGCACCAAGGGCAGCACCCCCGAAGGCUGCUCGCCGACCCCCUAUGACUACCCCACGCCGGAGUCUUCCAGCCGCAGCUCUGCCACCGACGACUUCUGCUACGUCUUCGUGGUGGAGCUGGAGAGGGGACCCAUCGGGCUGGGGAUGGGGCUGAUCGAUGGUGUGCAGCACACUCCUCUCUGCUCCCCGGGGAUCUACAUCCGCACCCUGAUCGAGGACAGCCCCGCGGCUGCCGAUGGCAGGCUCUCCAUCGGGGACCGCAUCCUGGCUGUCAACGGCACCAGCCUCAUCGGGGCAGACUACCAGAGUGCCGUGGACCUCAUCCGCUCCGGAGGGAAAAAGCUGCGGUUUCUGGUUGCCAAGUCGGACAUUGAAAUAGCCAAAAAAAUCAGUUCCAGCUCCUCUUCCUCUUAGUCCUUGUGGUACAAGGAUCCUUCUGCAGCAGCUUGUGGCUACAGCUCUGGUAAAGGCUGACCUCAGGGAGUCUGGAGUGCAAGAGGGAGGACCAGGACUCCACAACAGCUCUCAAUGUGCUUUUGGACACUUUGCCCCUGCACUGCAGCAGAUGAAAGGACACGCAAGGAUGGUGCACGCUUCUCCCACUGCACAGGCUGGGAGCAUAAUUCCUGAUCCAUUGCCCACCCUCACCUGAUACCCAGCGCCAUCCUUCUCAAGAGUUUUCCUGUUCCUUUGUCCCCUCUGGCAGGGGGAGGGAAGGGAGUGCUCCCACCAUGGGGACUUGUAGGCAGGCUCCUCUGUUCCUCUAGGCUGGCAGCCCUGUGUGAUAUUUUAUGCUGGCAUGCAGAAGGUUUGAAAUACCUUUGGGUUUUGGAGAGAACACGUAGGGCAGGCCUGGGCUGCGCUGUGGCAGUGGCCACCUGAGGUGCUGGCACAUCAGGCUGGAAAAGUGUGCCCAGCUCUGGGGGUGGUGAA